Messenger RNA from Arachis stenosperma, 1188 nucleotides. Its product is annotated as protein MAIN-LIKE 1-like. Gene Ontology annotation, biological process: meristem development; meristem maintenance. NCBI's taxonomy places the organism in Eukaryota, Viridiplantae, Streptophyta, Magnoliopsida, Fabales, Fabaceae. The transcript is spliced from 4 exons. The record is from RefSeq and is a predicted model, not a curated record. The coding region runs from base 1 to 1188 and encodes 395 amino acids.
AUGGGGGACGAUCCGGCACGGUUAUAUCGCUUGGACGGAGUCACUCAUAUAGCCGGGGUCAUCAACGAGGAGCCCCAGCGAUGCAUUAGGAGCAUGCGGCGGCAGCAGGGCAUGCGACUUGAUGACAGAUACGUUCCGUACUUGCAGAUGGCAGGUCUAUACCAUCUUGCAAGGCUGAACGACCGAUGGUUCUGGCUAGACGAGGCCCUUGUCAGUGCAUUCGUGGAGCGAUGGCAUCCCGAGACGCACACGUUCCAUAUGUUGUUCGGAGAGUGCACGAUCACACUCCAGGACGUGGCAUACCAGCUGGGUUUGCCAGUGGAUGGCCGUUACGUGAGCGGGUGCUUGUCAGAGUUCCAUAUAUACAUCGAGGGUGGCCGUCCAGCCUGGGUCUGGUUCCAGGAGUUGCUCGGAGUUAUAACUCUUCCCAGUCAGGUUCAGAAGUACGCAGUGAAAUGCAGCUGGUUUCAGGAGACUUUCGGUGAGUGCCCUGAGGAUGCAGAUUAUGACACUGUGUGCCGAUAUGCCCGUGCGUACAUCAUGAUGUUGUUGGGCACGCAGCUGUUUGCGGACAAGUCAGGGAACCGGAUUCACAUCAGAUGGCUUCCGUACGUAGCGAGGCUGGAGGAGCUGGGUACCUACAGCUGGGGUUCUGCCGCACUAGCUUGGUUGUACCGGUGCAUGUGCCGAGUGGCGAACAGACAUGUCGUCAAGUUAGCGGGCCUGCUUCAGCUACUUCAGUCUUGGAUCUUUUGGCGCUUUCCUCGGUUUAGGCCUGCAGGAUAUGAGGAGUUGAGCUGGCCGUUGGCCUCGAGAUGGUCAGGUUACAACCCUUCCGGAAGCGAGAAGGGUCCUAGAGUGCAGAUGUGGAGGCUCAGGAUAGACCGGUUACAGGACAGGGAGUUUAUAUGGAUGCCGUACAGUAGCCCCGACGUACUUCAGGUUGUGCAUCCAGAGGUUUUGGAGCCUCGGCAUAUGGCGUUGUGGCGCUCUGUGACCGCGCUGAUCUACUUUGCUGUCAUAGAGUGGCAUCAGAUAGAUCGUGUUCUUCCGCAGUUUGGAGGGGUACAGCCCCCUCCGCAUCCCGUCCUGAACAUUGACUUUCUGAUGUCCAAGGACGGGAGAGGCGGCGAUCAAUGGUUCCCGUCUACUUUGCAGAAGUGGCAUCUCCUUUGGGACUCUCGUUAG